Pieris napi is the source of this 3705-nucleotide messenger RNA. RefSeq names its product protein FAM13A-like. The record is from RefSeq and is a predicted model, not a curated record. Lineage: Eukaryota; Metazoa; Arthropoda; Insecta; Lepidoptera; Pieridae. The transcript is spliced from 11 exons. The coding region runs from base 798 to 2366 and encodes 522 amino acids.
ACUAGAACAACGACGCAGCCCGCCCAACAUUUCAGUGUUUCUCGUUUGGCGCUAGAGAGCAGUCAUUUUCCGCCGCCAUUUUCUCUGCGACGCCAUAGCGUUACAUUUCCUUGUUUUCUUUUAAAAUUUUCUUUUAAAACCACUGUUUUAACCGAUUCCAUAAGUGAAAACAGUACCACGAUGUCUACCACGAUAGAUGAGAAUUGAAAAGCUAAUACUAGAAGCCAAAACCGUACAUCAAGAAUGUCCAAAGCGAUCUUCUUGAGGCAUUAGGAGCUAGAAGGCUCUUCACAACCCUCCUGAACUAUCAAUGCUAAAUUACAGGCUCGUCUCAACGCACUUCUUGAAGCAGCCGUAGAUUGUUGAGACCGUGCGAACUUUAUCGACUGCAAGAGUCGUACCAGUAUGUGUCGGGACCGAGAUAUGACGAGGCAGAGUUGUGAAAUUAUCAAAUAGACUGUUGUGUUUGACAGUAUAGUCUGUAUAAGUCAAUAGUAUACCCGUCAAAACGGCGUUCGUUUCCGGGCUACCGUUUCGUUUUGUUUCUUUCAUUUUGUUUUACAUUAAAGGAUAAAUAAUAGGCCGGUUGUUUAGUGAUUGGUUGUGGAUCAUACGGCUGGCCCGCGUCCGGGCUUUAGAGUCGUGGCAAGUCGAAACCGGGACAACAUUUCCAGAAUUAUCAACUCCAUAGUUGGCGCUGCCAGAUACUGCAUUUUUUGGGUAUCAUUUUUCAGAAACACUUUCGGCCGAUUACUUUUGGAAAUUGGGGAUUUAGUUUCGAGGGUAGACUUAGCAAGAUGGUUCUUUUGGAAAUUCAGGGUUUCGGCCAAGCAUCCGAUCGUUCGAGCGACCGUCGCAUUGUAAUAUCAAACGGGUGGCGUGCGCAGUGCAGUGAACAGGAUCACGAGGGGAGAGAGAGGGAGGAUAUGGCUGCCCCCGAGUGUGAAAGAGAGGCCCGCAAGCGACGCGAGCGCCGGGACUCUGGAUGUGCUCACGAGCGCAAGGAAAGAAGACCACACAGCGAAGAGCGGCUCCCACCUCCGCCGCCGCCGCCACCACUACAUGAUUACAAUAGACUCGAGUCCGAACGCCGUGCAGAAAGGCUGUCUCGCGCACGAAGACCACAGUUCGGCAAAAGACGGCGCGCGCCCCGUCUCCCGCGACAGCCCAAGGAAAAUGAUCACCCAGAUGACACUCGCAGCGGAACACCCCCACAUUUCGAAUACGUUGUCCAACAGAAGCCAGAAUUGUAUGAAGAAAUCCUACCGGCAUCCCAAACGCAGACCUACUAUUGUGAGGAACCUGGUUUUAGUAGACGUGACGAACGGAGUGUCCCACCUCGUCGCACGCAAGCCAGCCCUGACAGACGGCUUGAGAAGAUUAACAAGAAGAUCGCCGUUCUAAAAAAGACAAUUUUCAAAUACGAAAACGACUUCGAAGCACAAAAUGGACGUGCAAUAUCUCCCGGCGAAAGAAUGACCGAUGUUCAAUACAAUCGUAUGCUGGAGACGCUUCGACGCAUGCAAGCAGAAAAGCGCUGCAUCAAAUCGGAUCCCGUUGAGUACGCGCUGAAAGUUCAAGCAGCUAAAUUGCAAAAGGAAAGAGAUGAAAAGCUGGAUGCAGCGCUAAGAAGUGAUAAGCCAAUGGGGGAUAUUGUUAGGGACAUUGAAGAGUGGAUCGACGGUUGUCGCCAAGCAGCGGGUAGAGCAGCCAUACCCGAGUCGUCUUGGACGUCAGCCCAGCUUGCAGCGGAAAAGGCGUGUGUUCAAAGAGCCUUAUUACGUCUAGAGGCGGCUAGAGGCAGGCCGGCAGCGAACACUGCGGAACGCGGAGCCGCGAGACAUUUAUAUGAGCGAUACAGAGCUGUCAAACGAAACCUGCAGACUAGAUCUGAUACUAUGGGAACAAAUGGUGAAUUAGCGACAAUUCACGAACAUGAAACGAUGCUGUUCACGAGUGUUGACAGUUCCAGUGAUUCUCAAGAGAAACCAUCUGAUUCUUCACAGGAAACGACUGAAACUCCCCUUCAGUCACCCCCCAGUCGAGACAUAAUGGAGGAGAUGCCAUCUUCCACUUCUUCAGCGAAGUCAGCCACGAGUGAGGAGACUCCCUCCAAUGAGGGACUCCAUUUCCUCGGACUAGAAGACCUGGCGCGAGCUCUAAGUGAAGCUAAAAUGCAGAAAUGCGUCCUACGUCGAACAAUAAAAGAAUAUGAGUUCAACUUCGAAGUGCAGAACUGCAGGAAAGUGCAAAGAGAUGACAAGAAGGGAAAAGAGGAAGAGUAUCAACGGUAUAAAGCGAUAAAGGCGCGUAUUAAAUUAUUAAAUGCACUCAUUAAUAAGCAGAAAGCUCUACAACAAUUUUGAACAAUGUAAAUAUCGACGUUUUUAUAGCAAAAACUUCUUAUAAAUUGAAUCAUUGCUAAAGAUUCAAUAGAAAAUUGUCAAUAUAUUUUCCAGAAUACUGAAUGUGAGUCGAUUGUCAAUAGAUUUUUAAGAAAUUCAGAUUAAUUUCUAAUCGUCUUAUCUGUCAAAGAUUUCGUGGACAGUGUUUUUCACACGAUCCUUAUUAGUUUUUCUUAACCAAGUGGCGAUAAAUGACACGUGUCAACUGUCAUCUCUGUCUACCGUUUUUCGACAACAUGUCAUACCUUGAAACAAAUGGGCAUCAAUGUCAUGUGUCAAAUGUCAUCUCUGUAAAAAGGAACAGAGCUUUGUGUUUGUGAUGAUUCAAUGGAGAUUUUUAUUAAUGUCUUAAAGUUAGUUGGAGAUAUUAAAAUUUAUAUGUAAAUCUAAAUAUGAAUAUGAUAUGUAAAUUAAAUGCCACACGACAAAAUAUCGUAUGUCCUUAUAACUAUAAUGUUUCAUUUAUUAAUUAUUUCUUUGUAAAUAAGUACCUAUGGAAUAAAUAGCUUGUAAAAUUUCAGUUAUCAAGCCUAACAAUAAGCUUCUAUGAAAUAGGAGUAGGAUAUUACCAUUUGAUCUUAGCGUCAUAAAACUUCUUAUUUUAUACAAAUUAUUACAUUAGUUUAUGUAAAUUCAUCGUCGUUGUCGUAACCCGAAAAUUAAAUUAUUUCAUUGUACACUUCUAUAAUUCACCUAUAAAAUAUAAUAAUACAAAAUAGUCGAUUCUGCAAUCAAGCCACGACACUUAAAUUCUAGCAAAUAUGUAUUACAAUGCAAUAAUGUACUUACUGUCAUAAUAUGAGUGAAAAUUUUACCAAUAUAUUUUACUCUAACAAAUCCGUUUAUAGAUAUUACUUUCAUACUUUCAUCAAGUAAGAUGUGAUCGAUAAUAAAUUGCCUUUCUAUUAAACCUUACCUUAUUACAUCAGUUCUGAAACGUUUUUCAGGUGCGUUUAGAGAGUCCCAAUGAAAUCAUUUAAUCGUCGAGGUUGUACUGUUAUGAUUAAUUAGAUAAAUAUUAAUUUAUCACAUAGUAUAACUACACAGUUCAAAUAGUUAAUUUGUCUGUAUACUGCAGUUGUAUUCAGCCUUCGCCUUGAAUCUAUUUGGAUUAACGCACGUAUGUUCAGAACUUGAAAUAACCGGUUUUUAUUUGUACAAUUAAUGUUCUUUCUACAAACCCUUACGCCCUCAAAUAAAAAGAAAUACAAUAUAUCUACAAACUUUGAGGUCCAUAUCUACAAAGUUUGAGGUCCAUAUUUACGUCGGAGAGGUAACAAAUAAAAAUAAAUUCUUAAAA